Molecule: messenger RNA, 417 nt
Organism: Ostertagia ostertagi
Lineage: Eukaryota; Metazoa; Nematoda; Chromadorea; Rhabditida; Trichostrongylidae
Source: the annotation of a GenBank genome assembly
AUGUUUAUCACGGAUGGGAUCUUUGCACAUCACUGGUUCUUUUCACGAGAGGCGGAAUAUUCGCCGGCACUCUGCAAAGGCGUGAUCAAAUUUCUUUGUGACGUUCUUGAAGCCGACUGCAACACUAAGAUUCGCAGUGAAAGCAUGUGCGAUUUGUGCCCUGCUCUAAAGUACUUCGAAGGUCAAGAAGUUACGUGCUGGUCUUGGGAACAAGUGAUGAGGCUGUCAGUCUUGUUCACGACCACAAAGUGGGAAGAACUGUUGCGGUGUUCUGAGUGUUUGCAACAGGAUGUCAUAGAAAAGAUCCUUGAGAUGUUCCAGUCGUGCUCGAUGGAAGAAACCCCUGAUGAGGAUGCGCUUGCUAUCGUUGAAAGGAUGUUGUUGCCUCGAUUGAAGGAACGCUCCACUGAAGUUAUA